AUGUCCCUCUUUAGAACAAUACAGAAGAACCCAAGAACAAUCUCGCUGUUCUGCGAUAGCAUCGAGAAUAACAAAUCAUGUUCGUCUAUCCUCCAGUUUCUCAAGGCAGAUACCUCGAACAAGUUCAACGUGGAGCUCGUUUCUACGUUCCCCACUUUGGACCAAUUAAAAUACAUUUACGGCAUAAAUCCUAUUGUUUCCUCCAUUCAAGUGAAUCACAUUAAUGGGAUCUUGAAAUUAAAAUCAUUUGACCCCUUAUUUGGGUCUAGCUUACACAAGUGCGUGAAAUCAGGCGUUUGGAAUCCCAAUGUGUCCCUAUGGGUGGACUGGGAGAAGAAAUGCAUAGGUAAUGAUUUGAAAAGUAUUCAGGACUUGUUCAAGAUCAACCUAUAA
This is a messenger RNA of Naumovozyma castellii, 393 nucleotides long. RefSeq names its product putative redox protein (gene FMP46). Bases 1 to 393 code for a protein of 130 amino acids. NCBI's taxonomy places the organism in Eukaryota, Fungi, Ascomycota, Saccharomycetes, Saccharomycetales, Saccharomycetaceae. The record is from RefSeq and is a predicted model, not a curated record. The transcript has a single exon.